AUGCACCGCACAAAUGCCCAAGUUCGACAUGAUCGAGGUGGCUUAACAGCAGGUUCGUACUUUAAAAGCUUCAGCGACAUAGCAGCGAUCAUCCAAAAGAUCAAAUCCAGAGACUUCCAGCCUUUACCGAGAGAGGACGAUGAUGACGCUAGUAAAGACCACGAUACUUUGUAUGCUACAAUGACGGCCAGUGAGCCUGAGGACGAAUGGAGUACGAAAAGAAAUCGCAUGCGACAGCAAAUCUGGAGGGUUCUACAUCGACUACAGGGCUUUGAGACGCGGUUUGGGCUUAAAACCGCAGCGAUAACUUCGUUAUUGUCCAUACCUGCUUGGAUCUAUCGAGCUAACGGGUGGUGGGAUGGCGAUGAAGUCUGGUGGGGAGUUGUAAUGGCUUGGCUUAUUAUGGGACCUCGUACUGGCGGUAAUAUUCAGGACUUGAUAACGCGAGUGUUAUGUGCUGUCCUUGGUUCUCUUUGGGCGGGCCUAUCGUACGCGGCUGGCGAUGGCAAUCCGUACGUCAUGGCAGUGUUUGCUGUUAUAUUCAUGCUUCCCAUGAUUUACAGGUAUACACAGAGCACGCAUCCAAGAUCUGGACUUGUAGGAUGCAUAUCGUUUACGGUCGUGUCUCUAGCAGAAGUCGCCGCCCAAGGCAAGCCCUCUCCAGCUACAAUUGCUGCAACACACGGAGUCGCUAUGAUAGUUGGUGUUGUGGCCUCCAUUACUGUUAAUUGGGUUCUAUGGCCGUUUGUUGCUCGUCACGAUCUUCGAAAGGCCACAGCUACUAUGAUGUUUUAUUGUAGUAUCCUGUAUAGAAGCAUCGUAUCAAGAUAUGUGUAUUAUGAAGAGGGAAAUGAACCUACUAAAGAAGAUAUACGAGCUUCUGAGAUACUCGAGGGACGCUUACGUGAAGGGUUCGUGAGAUUAAGACAACUACUAGGCCUCACGCGUCAUGAGAUACGCUUGCGAGCUCCUUUCGAUCCUUUACCGUACUCCGCACUCAUUGAUGCCUGUGAGCACUUCUUCGAGUAUAUAGUCACGGCCCGUCAGGCAUCCUUAUUUUACCACCCGCAUUUCAUCAGAGAUAAUACCGAGUUCGCUGCAGACUUGCUAGGUCAUAGGAGAGACGCAAUCGCAACCAUCUUGACCAAUCUUUAUGUUCUCUCAGGUGCCCUUCGGGCAGAUAGAAAAGUACCCAAAUACUUGCCGAGUGCUGCAGCCACACGAAAGCAGCUGUUAGACCGAAUGGGGGUUCUAGAGGCCGAGCUUGCGGCAAGCGGAAGACUUAGUGUGGAUGAAAAAUUAGAAGGGAGAAAAUGGGCUCAGAUAUACAGCUAUUCGUAUAAUGAAAGUUUGACGGGCUGUGUCGAGCAGCUAGAGGAACUUGAGAAGUAUACAAAGGCCAUUGUUGGCGAACAGGGGCAUUCGGAUUCAUCAGAGGAAGAGACUACAAGCACAGAGGAUGACUUUGAGUCUGCUCCUUCACUUCCAGAAACACCCGCGCAGUUCCUUUCAUACCUUGACCAGAAUCCCGAGACUCCAACGCGCGCGCUCUUACAGCCGUACCUAACUUACGAAAAGUGGCUACGCUAUGAGUUCGUCCGUCCAAACGCAGAGAUCGAUUGUCUCUCGAAUAUUGUUCCAGUUUACAAUGGGCAAGAGAGCUUGUUUAGGAUUCGCACAAUAGAUUACGAGUUAGCUGAUAAAAUCCGGUAUUUGAUGCCGUUAGAAAGCUACGAGCGAGAGGAGGAUAAAAGCCUCGCAAUCGCCGCGUCUUUGGAGGAAUAUCAAGAUAACUUUGACGGUUUCACUCGAGGUUAG
Daldinia childiae is the source of this 1818-nucleotide messenger RNA. Its product is annotated as Protein BRE4. The transcript is spliced from 7 exons. The record is from RefSeq and is a predicted model, not a curated record. Bases 1 to 1818 code for a protein of 605 amino acids. Lineage: Eukaryota; Fungi; Ascomycota; Sordariomycetes; Xylariales; Hypoxylaceae.